ACAGGAAUAAAAGUAUCAUAUGCUGACUGUGAAUGUACAAAUAUCAAAAGCCAGGAACACGAACUUCUAUGAAAUCAUUUGCAUUUGAUUCAUCGAGGAAAAUGGCCGGUAUUGCAUUUGCUGUGUUGUGUCUCGUGGCCUUCUCUGGAGCGACUGUUUUUCUGGACGAACCUGACAAUUUGACCGUAGAGGUCGGGGGCCAGGCGACAUUUAGAUGCGACUUUAACCAAGACUACAACUGUUCAGUUUUAGAGUGGGUGUAUUCGAGCUCUCAAUGCACUCAUGGUUCCUCUGUUACCAUAACAACUUGCCGGUCUGUAUCGCUUGUACCAUCAUUUGACACCAGUCGAUUUUUCUCAACGUUUGGUAAAAGUACCACUCUGCUGCAAAUCAACAAUGUACAACUUAGUGACGCAGGGUACUAUGCCUGCAGGAUUGCUGAUCUGAAUGAGUUUUCAAGAUGUGGACAUUUGACUGUAGUUGACCCGCCCACUCCUCAGUGUACGAUGUUAUCAUCAAGUGUCCGAGUAGGAGACACAGUCAGGUUGAUGUGUCGGGUACCAGAAGAGGCUCUCACCCGUACAAAGCUGACAUGGUACCCAUCUAAGACGCCUGGCUCCACUCGCAGUCUGAAGGUAGACCAGGGUCAGUCUUACACGGUCUAUCAUGUUCUCCAAGAAUCUGACAAGUUCAGAGUGUUCACUUGUAUUGCUGGCAACGACAUCAAUAACGGACCGAACUGUACCUUGUAUCCGUUCGAAAUCAAGACCGUCAGUGUUCGUUUUCAGCAGGAAAAGUCCUCAGGAAAUUCGGCACUGAUGUUUGAGUGCGUUGCGGACCCAGCUCUACCAGAUACGCGCUACUCGUGGUCUGUGAGAGUAGCGGAAUUUCAAAAUGGUACACAACCUGAGUGGAUCGAUUCCGGCACGGACCAUAGAUUCGUGAUCGUCGGUGAUCAGACGAGAUUUCUUCUGUUCACUCCUAAAAAAGACGGCGAUGGUUUGCAGGUGAAAUGUACGGCCUACACCGCCAUUGGCACGAGCAAGACGAGCGAAGCUCUGACUAUCAUCCCCUUCCCCGACGACCAUUUCGUGACCAACGACCCGUCUGGUGGUGAUGAAAACUCUCAGGAACUCUCAGGAACUCUCUUACUCUCUUACAUGUGGAUCGGUAUUGGUGGAUUGUCAGUUACUUCUGUGGGUGGAUUCCUUAUCAUGUGCUUCAUGUGUACACGGAGGAGGGUACUAGACAAUCAGGAGGACUAUUGA
Messenger RNA from Patiria miniata (bat star), 1268 nucleotides. RefSeq lists its product as uncharacterized. The record is from RefSeq and is a predicted model, not a curated record. Lineage: Eukaryota; Metazoa; Echinodermata; Asteroidea; Valvatida; Asterinidae. The transcript has a single exon. Bases 33 to 1268 code for a protein of 411 amino acids.